ACCAAAAAUACAGUAUUAACUUACAAAUCUGCACGUUCAGUCGGCAGUCGUUGUGGCUGCUCAAACUUUGGGUAUGAUCGGUAUGAUAUUGCGCAGCCCACGCAGUCAUAUUAUGCCACAAACUGUUAAAAUUAUUAGCAGUUUGUAGUGACUACACUUUCAAAACACUUUGCUGCAUGCCGUGCGUAGUGACUACACCACAGAGAUUUAACCAGAAUCGUAACCGGUAAACCGUUAUUUUUUGUUGGUCUGUUCCAUGAUUGCGGUCAUGCAGUUUUUGCGGAUAUUUUUCCCGACGCUAAUGCUGAUUGCAACGGUCAGCAGGGUAAAAGGGCUUCAAUAUGUGAUGUUUGGACCGAACAGUGUGCGGCCUAACAGCCCAUUUCCCGUAUCAAUCCUGGUGCUCAACGCCACAUCGGAUGUGCGCAUCGAUAUGGCGCUGAUAGGAGGGCCGCGCUCUAACACAUCGUACUCUGGCAGUAUGAAUUACGCAGCUUACAAUAUGAUGCCUUUUGCGCCGGCUUUUUUGAAAGGCGACGUCAAAUUAUUUAUGUGCAAUGCAUCGGCCGUCAUUCAAGCCAAUAAACUGGCUCAUCUGGAGAUUGCUGUGGACGACCUUUCCAACGUGGACGGAAUGGUGUUUGCUCUUAACGGAUCUGACUCGUCAGACUCUUUUUCGACAAUGUUUAUUGGACCGAUUGGUGUGGAUAAGAGCAAUGCCACUAAAGCAAAGGAGGAACCGAAAACCAAGAGCGAACCGAAUAUUUUCAUUCAGAUCGACCAGCCGUUCUACAAAGCAAAAGAUACUGUCCACUUCCGAGUCGUGUCGGUGGAAUUGGUGAAUGGCCAACUGCGUCCGCUUUUCGUGCCCUUUGAUGUGCAGAUUCUGGAUCCACAACGCAACAUCGUCCAACAGAGCAGUAACGCUAACGAUACGCAAGUUGUCGGAUACUUUUCUGGAGAAAUGCCAUUAUCGUCGGAUCCGCUGUUAGGCAGUUGGACAUUGCGGGUGGUUCGCUCAAGCGAUAAGAACACAACCGUCGGAGCUUCUUGCCCGACCUCCUCCUCUAAUUAUGGGAGUAGCAGCUCCAGUGGUUAUAGUGGUGGCAGUUAUGGAAGCAGCAGCUACGGUGGUGGCAGUUACGGAAGUAGCGGUAACGGCGGUUACGGUGAAGGCGGUUACAGCAGUUGCGGUUACGGCGGUUGUAGCGGUGGUUAUGGCAGAAAGAAAAGAUAUAUCGGUUUCGGCUUUGGUAUCAACGGUGGUGGUUUCGUUGGUCGUAACAGUCCUUAUGAAAGCCGCAGUUAUAAUGAUUCAGAAGCCUCCAACAAUGCCGACGAAGAAAGUGACACCGACUGCAACCCUGCCGAUAGCCAUGAUUUGGUGUUGGCCAGUAAACACUUCUCUGUUGAUGAGUUUGUUGUGCCGCGAUUUGAUGUCAGAAUUGUAACAUCGAAGAGCUACAUCGUCCCACGGAUGCAGGAAGAUUACCGUUUCCAGGUCGCAGCGAAUUACACAUCUGGAGAACCGGUCACGGGCACUUUUGACAUAGCGGUACUUCGGCCACGCCCUCCGCAUUGUUAUGGGUGCUCCGAAGAGAAGGAUCUGUAUGAUCCGGUGUGGAACUUGACCAUUUCUGCGGACAAAAGUGGAGCAGCAUCUGUUACCGUCCCAGCAGAAACCCUUUCCUCUCUCACGGAUACAUCAAAAAUAACCAUUCGAGUAAAUUUCACGGAAACUGCCACCGGUCAGAAACGGAACGCUACUCCCGCUGUUGUAUCGAUCAAAACCGAAGCAUAUAAAAUUCGCAUCCAAGCGGACCCAAAGACGUUCAUGCCUGGAUUCCCGUACUCUUUCAGGGCCACUAUUUCCGACUGGGAUGACCGCCCACCACCUCCCAGUCCGAAGACAGCCCUGAUAGGAAUAUUUGGCUAUUCCUACACCGAAGGUCGCGCCAAGUUCGUAUCACUGUCCGGCGAUGUGAGCUGCCAGAUGUAUCCAUCGCAGUACGGUGGCAGUUAUGGAAGUCUUUACGGACCAGAUUACAUCGGCUAUGAAUCGUCCGCUUCGGUAUCUCCGUCUGAUUUCGGACCGCAGCAGCCGGCUCAGGCACGCAGAGACUUCCGUCCAAGCUUCCUCUUUGAGACCGCUUGGACAAACAUCAACGGCGAUGUCACCUUGACGCGUAAAGUGCCAGAUGACACCACGGCAUGGCGAAUCUCGGCGUUCAGUCUGAGCAAUACUAGCGGACUAACCGUGUCUUCGGCGCCGGUCAAGCAAAACGUUACGGUCAAUUUAAAGCUGCAAAAUCCGGACAAUACUACGGCGACAUACUCGAAGAAAGUGCUGUCUAUGCCGAAUGAAACCACAAUGGCAACAUUUGUCAUCAUACCCGAACAGAUUGGAGAUCUAAAUAUCAAAAUCACAGCGCAGUCCGAACUAGCUGCUGAUCAACUGGAGAAGAAUUUGAAAGUAAAGCCGAAAGGGAUCAAACAGUUCUUCACUCAACCAAUCCUCAUCGAUCUACGCAACUCUAGCGAGUUCGAUAUGGUCGUACCACUGCCGAUAGAUCCCAAUGGAAAGGUCGCCGGCUCUGAUAAAGUGGAAAUUCGCCUCGUUGGUGAUCUUUUUGGCGCUUCGCUGAAUAAUUUGGACAAACUUAUCCGACUUCCGUAUGGGUGUGGUGAGCACAAUAUGGCAGUACUAAAACCCAGUGUAGCAGUGUGGAAAUAUCUAGAAAAGAUGAAUAAAUUAUCGGCUGCGCAGCGCAAGCAGCUGUUGAGAAAUAUCCAAAUGGGGUAACAGAGGGAGUUAACGUACCGACGCGAUGAUAAUUCGUUCAGCGCAUGGGGACAAUCCGACUUCUACGGCUCCACAUGGCUAACUGCGUACGUCGCACGAGUCUCUGCUGAAGCUGCUGAAUUUUUUCCCAUCAUUGACGACACGGUCAUUCGGAGAGCGUUGCGUUUCCUAAUCGAUCAGUAGCUGGAAAACGGAUCGUUCGAAGAAAGCGGAAAAGUCAUCGACAAGCACAACCAAGGCGGCGCGUCAAAAGGCGUCUCAUUGGCUGCUUUCACACUUCUGUCGUUCCUGCAGUACAACAGUACGGGAAAGCCUGACGUCGUUAAAAUGAAUAUAUCGCUACCAAAAGCGGUGGCGUAUCUGGAAUCGCAAUUGGACAACGUGAAGAACGAUUCGUACGCAUUGGCAAUUACAGCGUACGCACUGACCAAAGCGAACAGUUCAAAGGCAAUUGACGCGAUUGGUUUUCUCAACGAUCGAAUGGUAACCGACGUUACCACAAUCCACUGGACAACUGUCCCAUCGAAUAAUGAUGAAGGUCAAGAUUCCGGGCAUUCGUAUUCACUCAAUGCGAAAGAUGUAGAAGCCACCGCUUAUGCUUUGUUGGCGUACAUGGCCAGCGGAAAAUCAAACACAUCAAUAUCGUUGCAAAUCGUUAACUGGUUGAUAUCCAAGCAGAAUGCGGAAGGUGGCUUCUAUUCGACAGCGGAUACGGCGGUGGCGCUGCAAGCGUUAGCUGAAUUUGCAGUAGCGUUUAGCAGUCCAUCAUCGCUGCAAAUCGAUGUUACUGAUGAAAUUCAAAAAAGCGGUUUAAGCAUUACUCCCGAAACGUCUUUAGUAACACAGUCGGUUGAGUUUUCGACCAAGCCAGAAGAUAUCGUGAUUCACGCCCGAGGCAGCGGAGUCGCCAUAGCCUACUUGAGUUGGACGUACCACGUGGUAGAAACCAAAGAAGACAUGGCGUUUGACCUUAAUGUCACAUACGCUACUGCAUCGACCAAGGAGAACCGCUUAAACAUCUGUACAGCGUAUUUGAAAGAUGGCGCCAGCAGCAUGGCGGUUGUCGAGAUCAGCGCUCUUUCAGGUUAUCAAUUCGAUGAAGAAGAGGUCAAACAUCUUCCGCGAACACUUGAGGCGCUGCGAAAAAGCGAAGUGGACAGCAAGGACACUAAGCUCAGUUUGUAUUUUGACGAGAUUACACCGACGGCCAAAUGCUUCACUGUGACCAUGUACCGAAUCUACAAAGUGGACAACAUUAAGAAACAGAGUGUUGUCGUUUAUGAUUACUACAACCCCAAAGAACGACGGACCGUCUUGUACGCCCCACUGUUUUACGGUGCUUCCGUUUGAUUCUGAACCGCCUUGUUUUGUUGGAUUUUGUGCCAGCGAUUUCUGUUAUGCUGUUUAAGCCCGUCUUAAUCAAACGAAUGAUAUAUCUGGGACAACCAUUGUCGGCCAAGCUUUCGUAUGUUAAUAGUAUAUGUAGAUGUAC
Molecule: messenger RNA, 4295 nt
Organism: Paramacrobiotus metropolitanus
Lineage: Eukaryota; Metazoa; Tardigrada; Eutardigrada; Parachela; Macrobiotidae
Product: CD109 antigen-like
Exons: 14
Cellular component (GO): extracellular region
Molecular function (GO): endopeptidase inhibitor activity
Source: RefSeq, a predicted model, not a curated record